Argentina anserina (silverweed cinquefoil) is the source of this 1211-nucleotide messenger RNA. RefSeq lists its product as uncharacterized. The transcript has 10 exons. NCBI's taxonomy places the organism in Eukaryota, Viridiplantae, Streptophyta, Magnoliopsida, Rosales, Rosaceae. The coding region runs from base 1 to 984 and encodes 327 amino acids. The record is from RefSeq and is a predicted model, not a curated record. Gene Ontology annotation, cellular component: membrane.
AUGGUUUAUAAUGAGCUACACAUAUUUGCAAUGAGCAAUACCUUGUCGGUCUUUUUUUUCCCAACAGCAUCUCAAAACUUUCAUAUCCCCAAAAAUCAAUCUGACAACAUCCUCCUCUAUCAGCUCAAACAUUAUAUCAUACUUAGAAUUUUGAUACGCGGCCAUGCUGGUCCUGGCGCCGCAGACUCCUCUCCUCUCUCACCUCCCUCAGAGCCAGUCUCACCACCGCCUCCGUCCUCCGAUUCGCCCUCCUCCUCUUCCUCCUCUCCCUCCUCGCCACCGCCUUCGUCUCCCUCCCAAUCGAAAAGAUGGAUUAAGCAGGAUCUUGGACCUCGGGGUCCACUUGUUCUGGCGGCUGCGUACAUUCCUCUUACGGUCCUGGCAGUUGCGGCUUCUGUACUCACUCUUGGUGGUGGUUAUCUUUUCGGUUUGCCCAUGGGGUUCAUUGCGGAUUCUAUCGGUGCAACGGAAGCAUUCUUGCUUGGGAGAACAAUUGGAAGAUCUUAUGUCAUUUCCAAACUUAAGCUUUAUCCUAAGUUUCAAGCUGUUGCUGUUGCAAUUCAGAGAUCUGGUUUCAAGAUAGUUCUGCUGCUGCGGCUUGCUCCUUUGCUUCCAUUUAACAUGCUGAACUACCUAGUCUCUGUGACUCAUGUUCAGAUAGGGGACUUUAUGUUGGCAACUUGGUUGGGAAUGAUGCCCAUCACAUUUGCAUUGGUAUACGUCGGUACAACUCUUAAGGAUCUAUCAGAUGUUACACAUGGAUGGAAUGAAGUUUCAACAACUCGUUGGGUGUUUAUAGUACUUGGUUUUGGAAUUUCGGUGAUUCUCCUGAUUUGCAUUAGCAAAGUUGCAAAGGCUGCGUUGGAGAAAGCACUGGCUGACAAUGCUGAAGUAGAAGGAAUAUUCUCGUCUUCAACGCUGCCCAUUGUAGCAGGUCCAUCCCCAGAUCUUCCAAAAACUCUCAUCAUACAGAUAGACUCGUAGGCUCACUGAAAGGUCCCAAGAAAUUUCAGAUUCAGUGUAUAUUUUUUUGGUCUAGAUUUUAGUUUUUUUUUUUAAUCAUAGGAGACAACUAUAUAAAGGAGUAAAGGAGAUAAAGAUUUCGUAUCAAAAAAAAAGAGAUAAAGAUUUAUCACAGGAUUUAUGUACAGUAGCCACACCCACUUUGUUUGCCAUCCCAAUUGUACCAAUUAGUUCUUGGCAUUUUAUUG